AUGAAGGAGAAUUUAAACUCUUUCUCUAAAUAUAAAUUUGAAAACGAUGACAAAAAGUGCAAUAAUAAGAAUAAAAUAAUUAUGAAAUAUAUGAAUACUGUAGAGCAAGAACUGAAAGAACAAGAGGAUCAAUAUUCAGAAAAAAAUAAAAUGAACAGGAGCUUGUCUAAUAAUGAAUGUGAACAGGAGAGUUUUCUAGAUAGUGAAGAGGAUCUUAUUUUAUCAGAUGAUAAUUUGAAAUGUUUAGAUGAGGAAGAAGCAGAAAAAAAUGUUUUAAACAAUAGUUUAAAGGAAAAUGUUUGUUCAAUACCUCAAGAAGUUAAUUUUAAUAAUAAUCUUGAUAAUACAUCUGAUGAUGUACCAUCAAGUGAGGAAAGAAAUAAAGAUGCAUCACAACAAAAAUGUAACGAUUUAGAACAUUUAAACGUAGAAGGAAAGGAAGAAGAAUCUGAUAUACCAAACUAUGAAGAAAAAGACAAUGAAGAAAAUUAUAUUCCUCAAGUUGAAGAGGAAGAGAAAAAUGAAAUAGCUAUCACCGAAAAUCAAAAAGAAACUCAGGAAGAAAAAAGGGAAUUACUUCUACAUGAUACUUAUGAAAAAAUAACUUUUCAAAACACUAUGGACUUUAAUACAACAAAAAAUGACCUCUUUUAUAUGGAUGUUAAAAAUAUUAAUGAAUGGAAAAUGAAAUAUCGAUACUUAACUUCCUCGUUUCGUAAAUUAGACAAAGAAAUAAACAAGAUGAUAAACAAAGAUCAUAUUAAUUUGCUGAAUAGAAGGAGUAUUAAACAACAUAAGGACUUUUUAGAUAAUGAGUAUAAGGAGUGGUUAUACACUUUACAAAAAACAAUAUCCGAAUAUAAGAAGAACAUAAGUUCUUCUGUUUCCGAUUUAAAUGAAAAGGAGUACUUCAUUUUAUCAAAAAAUAUUUUUGAAGAUUUUAAAGAAAAAAGCAUAGAAGAAAAUAAUAUAAAUAUUACCCUAUAUAUGCUAAUUAUGAAACAUGAAGUUUCAAUUGAUGAAGGGAUAUUGAAAUAUUUAGAGGAUAACUAUAUGUCUUCCAACAUAGAUAAAGGUGUAUAUAGUAUAAUUCAAAAGUUGGCAGAAACAAGAAAUCAUAUUGAAGACAUAGGAGGAAAAACAGGUAAAUGGAGUGAUGAUGAAAAUAAUUAUUUUAUGAAAGUAUAUGAAAGUAAUAUCUGUUUAGGAGAUGAAAUCAUCAUCAAUGUAUUAAAAAAUUGUAUAAACAAGAGUGAAGAAGAAAUACUUGAGCAUAUUUCUUGGUACAAACAAUUUCUGAUCUAUAACAAUUUGAAGAAUAAAUAUAUUAAUACAAUUAACAUCAUUAAUAUAAACGAGCAAAAAAAAAACAGCAUCAAAGAUGUAGAAAAGAAAUUUAUGAUACAGCAGUGGAAAGAGAAAAAAA
Messenger RNA from Plasmodium reichenowi, 1426 nucleotides. RefSeq lists its product as hypothetical. The transcript has 13 exons. NCBI's taxonomy places the organism in Eukaryota, Apicomplexa, Aconoidasida, Haemosporida, Plasmodiidae. The annotation marks the transcript as partial. The record is from RefSeq and is a predicted model, not a curated record.